Molecule: messenger RNA, 798 nt
Organism: Aspergillus tubingensis
Lineage: Eukaryota; Fungi; Ascomycota; Eurotiomycetes; Eurotiales; Aspergillaceae
Product: glutathione S-transferase
Exons: 3
Coding region: 1-798 (265 amino acids)
Source: RefSeq, a predicted model, not a curated record
AUGACCGACCCCAACAAAGGCACCAAAAUCACCCUCUACUGGCUCUCCCAAUCCCGCUCCCACCGCAUCCUCUGGCUCCUCGAAGCCCUGCACCUAACCUACGAGCUAAAGAUCUACCACCGCGGUCCCGACAAGCUCGCACCCGCGGAACUAAAAGAGAUCCAUCCCCUCGGAAAGUCCCCUCUAUUGACCAUCCAACCCGCGAACGCCCCUCCAGACCAGAAGCCCAUCGUGCUCGCCGAGUCCGGCAUUAUCAUCGAGUACCUGCUCGAUCACUUCGGCGACAACGCAGCAGCAGAGAAACCUCUCCUCCCUGCUCGAUGGAAACCCAACCAGGAGGGUGUAGUCGGCGGUGAAACCGAGGAAUGGAUGCGCUAUCGCUACUUCAUGCACUAUGCUGAAGGAAGUCUCAUGCCGUUUUUGGUGAUGCAGUUGGUUAUGGAUACGGUAAAAAACCCCCCCGGCAUGCCCUUCUUCGUCAAGCCGCUUCCGCGCCUUGUCGCGGGCCAGGUUGAAAAGGCCUUCCUGGCGAGGAAUAUCCAAUCCCAUUUGGAGUUCUUAGAGGAUCAGUUGCGGAGUAGUCCUAAUGGGGGAGCCUAUCUGUGCGGCACGGAGUUGACGGCCGCGGAUAUUAUGAUGAGUUUUCCCGUAAUUGCUAUGUCCGGGAGGUUGGCGGAUCAGUUGGAUAAGUUUCCGCUGUUGGGGAAGUAUGCGGAGAGGUUGCAGAAGGAGGAGGGGUAUAUUAGGGCUGUGAAGAAGGUGGAGGAGGUGGAUGGGAAGUUUGAGGCUUCUCUGUAA